AUGCCCACCUUCAAGCAGUACAACCUCGAGAAGCAGAGUGUGGAAGUCCCCGGCACCCGCACCCCCGGUCACUACAGGCAUGUUGCCUAUGCCGAUGGCCUAGUCCGCAACAUCCGUGAGGCCCCUCAGCUCAAGACCCUCUAUGAUGUCUGGCAACACUCGGUGACCAAGUAUGCCAACAACGACUUUUUGGGCCACCGUCCGUUCAACACGGUUGCCCAGACCUACGGCGGCUACACCUGGGAGACGUUCGCGCAGAUUAACCAGCGCGUCAAUGCGUUCGGCAGUGGUCUCAUGCACCUGAACGAUGUCAUCCUCGGCAACGAGCAGCUCAACAGAUGGUCCCUCGGUAUCUGGUCUCACGGCCGUCCUGAAUGGUUCAUCUCGGAGAUGUCCUGCAACUGCUACAACCUGGUCUCGGUCGCCCUCUACGACACCCUGGGCCCUGAUGCGGUCGAGUACAUUGUCAACCAUGCGGACAUCCAGAUCGUUGUCGCCAGCGCCAACCAUAUUGCCUCCAUGCUCGAGAGUGCCGAGAAGCUGCCCAAGCUGAAGGCCAUCAUCAGCAUGGACUCGCUCCACGAUACCGUCUCCGUCCCCGGUGCCACCUCGGCCGCACAGGUGCUCCGUGCCUGGGGCGCGGAGAAGGGCAUCAAGGUCUAUGAUUUCAACGAGAUCGAGUCCUUGGGUGCAAAUUUCCCUCGCAAGCACUUGCCUCCCACGGCAGACGAGGUCGCCUCGCUCUGCUAUACCUCUGGAACCACUGGUCAGCCUAAAGGAGCCAUGUUGACCCACAGGAACUUUGUUGCCACCAUUGGUACCAACCGCGAGGGCAUGAACCUUACCACGGACGAUGUCUUGAUCAGUUUCCUUCCUCUCGCCCACAUCAUGGGUCGUGUCGUUGACAGCUGUGUCAUGUAUGCUGGCGGCAAGAUCGGAUACUUCCGUGGAGACAUUCUCCUUCUUCUCGACGACGUCGCCGAGCUCCGUCCCACAUUCUUCCCAGCUGUGCCCCGUCUGUUGAACCGCAUCUAUGCCAAGCUCGUGGCUUCGACCGUCGAGGCCCCCGGUCUGGUCGGUGCAUUGGCACGCCGCGGAGUUGCCGCCAAGAUGGCCAACCUCGCUGCCGGAAAGGGCGUUAACCACGCCCUUUGGGAUCGCAUCCUGUUCAACAAGGUCAAAAUGGCUCUUGGUGGUCGCGUCCAGGUCAUCCUCACUGGAUCCGCACCCAUCGCAAAGGAGGUGCUCAGCUUCUUGCGCAUUGCGUUCGGAUGUGUUGUUCUGGAGGGAUACGGAUCCACGGAGGGCAUGGCCACGGCCACGAUCACGAUGGCGGAUGAGUAUAUCCCUGGACACAUUGGCUGCCCUCGCGCUGGCUGCGAGCUCAAGCUGGUGGAUGUUCCCGAGAUGAACUACCUUUCUACGGACCAGCCUUACCCCCGUGGAGAGAUCUGGAUCCGUGGAGACACUGUCUUCAGGGGUUACUUCAAGGAUGAGAAGAACACGAAGGAGACGAUCGAUGCUGAGGGCUGGCUCGCGACCGGCGAUAUCGGAUUCGUUGAUAAGCGUGGAUGCUUCACGAUCAUUGAUCGCAAGAAGAACAUCUUCAAGUUGGCCCAGGGUGAAUACAUUGCACCUGAGAAGAUCGAGAACAUCUUGGGAGCACGUUGCAACUUGGUCCAGCAAAUCUACGUCCACGGUGAUUCGCUCGAGUCGACCUUGGUGGCUGUUAUGGUGCCCGAGCCCGAGACGUUCUUGCCGUUCGCCAAUACGUUGGUAGGUGCAUCGGUCACUGCUGGUGAUUUGGAGGGAAUUGACAAGCUGUGCAGGGAUCCCAAGGUGAUUUUGGCGGUGAACAAGGAGCUCGAGAAGGCCGGCAAGGCUGGAGCACUCCGUGGGUUCGAGUUUGUGAAGCGUGUGUACUUGACGACGGAUGCGUUCUCGGUCGAUAAUGGUAUGAUGACACCAACGUUCAAGGUCCGUCGUCCACAGGUGGCCGAGUACUUCAAGGAGCAGAUCAAGACCAUGUAUGAGCAUAUUCACUCGACGACUCCUGUUGCCAAGUUGUAA
Gamsiella multidivaricata is the source of this 2070-nucleotide messenger RNA. RefSeq lists its product as uncharacterized. Gene Ontology annotation, cellular component: endoplasmic reticulum; membrane. Gene Ontology annotation, biological process: long-chain fatty acid metabolic process. The record is from RefSeq and is a predicted model, not a curated record. The transcript is spliced from 6 exons. Lineage: Eukaryota; Fungi; Mortierellomycota; Mortierellomycetes; Mortierellales; Mortierellaceae. Gene Ontology annotation, molecular function: long-chain fatty acid-CoA ligase activity. Bases 1 to 2070 code for a protein of 689 amino acids.